Heterostelium album PN500 is the source of this 411-nucleotide messenger RNA. Its product is annotated as thioesterase family protein. The record is from RefSeq and is a predicted model, not a curated record. The transcript is spliced from 2 exons. Bases 1 to 411 code for a protein of 136 amino acids. Lineage: Eukaryota; Evosea; Eumycetozoa; Acytosteliales; Acytosteliaceae.
AUGUCAUCUCCAAAUUUAACAGCGAAAGUAGGUGAUACUCACGAGGUAAAGUCAACUGUUGAAGAGAAACACUUGGCAAACAUUGUGGGCAGUGGUGACAUUGAGGUGUUUUCAACACCAUCUAUGAUUGCUCUCAUGGAGAAAGCAUCUGUAGAUUGCAUCAAAGAUAAAAUGGGUGCAGAUUGGAGUUCUGUUGGCACUUCAGUUAAUAUUGCACAUUUAGCAGCCACUCCUCUAAGUCUAGAGGUAUCGGCAGUUGCUACAAUUACUGCAAUAGACGGAAAGAAAGUGUCAUUCAAAGUUGAAGCAAGUGAUGCCACUGGUAAAAUUGGUGAAGGUACACAUGAACGUUUUAUUGUACAAAGAGAUAGAUUCAAACAAAGAACUUAUGAAAAGUUAGAAAAGAAGUAA